Molecule: messenger RNA, 3386 nt
Organism: Xenopus tropicalis (tropical clawed frog)
Lineage: Eukaryota; Metazoa; Chordata; Amphibia; Anura; Pipidae
Product: provisional ortholog of leucine rich repeat containing 8 VRAC subunit C
Exons: 3
Coding region: 104-2500 (798 amino acids)
Cellular component (GO): plasma membrane
Source: RefSeq, a predicted model, not a curated record
GGCAGACCAAGCAAGAUUUACCAGCAAUAUAGCCACACUGCUAAAGGUAAUGACAACUUGAAACAAGGUUGCAGUGAUAGCAAAGCAGAACCAGCAGGGGAAUAUGAUUCCAGUGACAGAAUUCCGACAGUUUUCUGAGCAACAACCAGCGUUCCGUGUGCUCAAGCCCUGGUGGGAUGUGUUCAUGGACUAUCUCUCGGCGGCCAUGCUGAUGAUAGGAGGGUUUGGGUGCACAUUACAGAUCAUGCCAGUCAAGAUACUGUGUUUGCCAGAAAGACUCCAGGCUGUUUAUAAUUCUUCAGACAAUAACACAUUCCAUUCUAUGGCCAAUAACUUGUCAGCCUCUGCCCCAAACCCAACAGCAUCUGCAACAGCUGAAAUAAAAGGGCUGAAAACCAACUUAGAUAUUCAGCAGUACAACUUUAUAAACUACAUGUGCUAUGAGCUUGCCAUUCCAUGGUACACCAAGUAUUUUCCUUACCUGGUUCUACUUCAUACAUUGUUUUUUAUGAUCUGUAGCAACUUUUGGUUUAAAUAUCCAGAGUCAUGUUCAAAAAUUGAGCUUUUUAUAUCAGUGCUAUGGAAAUGUUUUGACUCUCCUUGGACAACCAGAGCCUUGUGCAUUGUGUCUGGCGAAGAACCAAAAGAGAAACACAGCAAAAAGAACAAUGUGAGCAAGCCUAACAUAAGCCAGCCAGUAACCGAGACUCCAUUGUUGAAACCAGUCGCUGAGACUUCUAUUGUGGAUAAAGCUGCUGCCAGAGAUUUAGAUGAGAAGGAACGAGAGCAAGCCAAAGCCUUGUUUGAGAAGGUGAAAAAAAUUCGAUAUCAUGUAGAAGGAAGCAUUAUUCUUAUAGUUAUAUAUGUCAACCAAACCAUACUUAAAUUGCUACAUUCUCUGUUCCUCAUUGGAUACAACGGAGCACUAGUUUCAGAAAUACAGUUCACCGUAGACUGUGAGGUUGACAUAGAAGACGUGACAGGAUACAAUAAUUUUUAUUGUAAUCUUCCCAUGGCUCCUCUGUUUUCUAAGAUGUCAUUUUUCUAUCUCUGCCUUGUGGGUGUUUAUGGCCUCUGUUGCCUCUAUACUUUAUAUUGGCUAUUGCAUCGCUCCUUAAAGCAAUAUUCGUUUGAAUAUGUCCGUGUGGAGACUGGCAUCAAUGAUAUCCCAGAUGUCAAAAAUGAUUUAGCCUUCCUGUUUCACAUGAUAGAUCAGUAUGACCCUUUGUAUUCUAAACGCUUUGCUGUGUUCCUCUCUGAAGCUAGCGAAAACAAGCUGAAGCAACUCAACUUAAACAAUGAAUGGACAGUAGAAAAGCUGAGGCUAAAGCUUCAAACAAAUGCAUCCAACCGGCUGGAGUUACAUCUGCUUAAGCUCCCUGGCCUUCCAGACACUGUUUUUGAGAUAACAGAGCUACAGUCUUUAAAGCUGGAAAGUAUACCUAAUGUUAUGAUCCCAGCAGCUAUUGCCCAGCUGAACAAUCUGCAAGAGCUGUCCUUGUGGACGUGUCCGGCUAAGAUUCACAGUGCAGCACUGGCAUUCCUAAAGGAGAACGUGCACAGCUUGAGUGUUAAGUUUGUUGGCAGCCCACACAUCCCACAAUGGAUGUGUGAUUUAGGAAGCUUGGAGGAGCUAAACCUGACUGGAUUAUUUACCCCCGAAAUAUCAAAACACUUCCCAAAUUACUCAUUCAAAAAGCUAAAGAGCCUGAAACACCUAGUUAUAAAUAGUAAUUUAACCAGUAUCCCUCAGUAUGCUGUCGAUAUUUCUGCCCAGCUUCAGAAACUCAGCAUUGACAAUAAUGAAAUCAAAUUGGUCACGCGGAACAGUCUAAAGAACAUGGCCAAUCUCAUGACACUGGAACUUGUAAACUGCAAAUUGGACCAAAUACCUAACUCAAUAUUCAGCCUUUUAGCACUGAAAGAACUGGAUUUAAAGAAUAACAACCUUAAGUCCAUUCAAGAAAUAGCUAGUUUUCAAAAUCUGCAGAAACUUUCUAUCUUAAAGCUGUGGCACAACAGCAUUACAAAGAUCCCAGAUCACAUAAGCAAACUAGCAAACUUGGAACAGCUUUAUAUUAGCCACAAUAAUAUAGGGGACCUUCCACAUGACUUGUUUUUGUGCUGCAAACUCAGGCACUUAGAGCUGUCCAACAAUAACAUUAGGUCAAUUCCACAUAUUAUUAGAAAUCUCUCCAACUUAAAGUAUUUCUCAGUUUCUUACAACCGCAUUGAAACCAUCCCAGAUGAACUGUACUUUUGCCAGAAGCUUGAGACUCUGAACCUUAGGCACAAUAAUAUAAACACCCUCUCGCCAAACAUUGGCAACCUGGCGCAGCUCUCAUGCUUGGAUGUUAAAGAAAAUCCUAUUGGAUCUUUGCCUCUAGAACUUGGUUCUUGCCAAGCCCUGAAAAGGAAUGGGUUAAGUGUUGAAGACAGGCUUUUCGAAACACUGCCAUUCGACAUAAGGGACAAAAUGACAAAGGAGCAAAUGACUUAAAUGUACUUACGUGCUAAUUUAUAUUCCAUUUGUUCAUAGGCAGCUACUUCUCUACAGUUAACUACGAAAGUUUCUAGAUAAAUGGUAGCAACUUGGAUAGCAUGGGCAGAUCUAUAUAAAGGAGCCAAGGGCAGAUAUACUUAGCCCUAGUAGUUGGCCUGGUAUAAAAUGAGGGUAAAUAGUAUAUACCAAUUGGGCAACUGUCUGGGCAAUAGGUGAGAAUUUCCUGGUACAUCAGUGGUGCAUAUGGGAAUAUGGCUCCAGACAACAGUACCAGCAGCUAAUAGUAAUAAUGUGUAAGGAACACUAUAUUAUAUAUAUAUACACACAUACACACACACAAAAUGAAUUUUAUUUUAAAUCCACCAGAUGCAAGCGAGUCUUGCCUGUAUGUAUGAAAACAGCAGCUUAAAGCAUUAUACAAAUCUGGCUAAAUGCUGUACUCACCAGAGGUUUAAGUCUCAAAGAGCAAGUUCACCUUGAAACUGUGGUAUAACUGGAACUAUACUAUAAGUUUUCAUUUGUUUAUGAAUGACUGGCCUUCCUAUCCUGCCACUGAAAAUGUUAUCUGUUUAUUGGGAACCGAUGAGAUUAUUAACCAAAAACCGGACUGAGGCUUUAGUUUUGUUAUUUUUAUAAUGUAUCUUUCUGUUGAGGCCUUCCUAGAUUUUCCUUUGCUGGGGCAAUAAAGCAACCAAAUAGUAAUGAAAUUGGUGUAUAAAGAAAAAAAAAAAACACAGUUGCAGAGUAACAGUAAACACCAUAACAACUAAAUUUUGCAGUAAAGUUUCUGGACACAAUUUAGGGAUUAGAUGUUAUACAUUUCGGUUUGUUAUAAUGCUCUAUUUAAAAUUGCACUUUAACCAAUUAAAAUGAUUAAAGUGAA